AUGGCACCCAAGAAGCAGCGCGCACCCCAGGAAGCCGCCGUCUCGCUCGGCCCCAACGUCGCCGAGGGCGAGUUGGUGUUCGGUGUGGCUCACAUCUUCGCCUCCUUCAACGACACUUUCGUCCACAUCACCGAUCUCUCCGGCAAGGAAACCAUCUCGCGUGUCACUGGCGGUAUGAAGGUCAAGGCCGACCGUGACGAGUCCUCUCCCUACGCUGCCAUGUUGGCUGCCCAGGACGCCGCCGGCAAGUGCAAGGAAGUCGGAAUCACCGCUCUCCACAUCAAGCUCCGUGCUACCGGUGGUACCGGCACCAAGCAGCCCGGCCCCGGUGGCCAGGCCGCUCUCCGUGCCCUCGCCCGUGCUGGUAUGCGUAUCGGCCGGAUCGAGGACGUCACCCCCGUCCCCUCAGACUCGACCAGGCGCAAGGGUGGUCGUCGCGGUCGUCGUCUCUAG
This is a messenger RNA of Dioszegia hungarica, 453 nucleotides long. RefSeq names its product putative 40S ribosomal protein RPS14. Gene Ontology annotation, cellular component: cytosolic small ribosomal subunit; ribosome. The transcript is spliced from 4 exons. The record is from RefSeq and is a predicted model, not a curated record. Gene Ontology annotation, molecular function: small ribosomal subunit rRNA binding; mRNA 5'-UTR binding; structural constituent of ribosome. The coding region runs from base 1 to 453 and encodes 150 amino acids. Gene Ontology annotation, biological process: translation; ribosomal small subunit assembly; maturation of SSU-rRNA from tricistronic rRNA transcript (SSU-rRNA, 5.8S rRNA, LSU-rRNA). Lineage: Eukaryota; Fungi; Basidiomycota; Tremellomycetes; Tremellales; Bulleribasidiaceae.